Molecule: messenger RNA, 3581 nt
Organism: Macadamia integrifolia
Lineage: Eukaryota; Viridiplantae; Streptophyta; Magnoliopsida; Proteales; Proteaceae
Product: probable LRR receptor-like serine/threonine-protein kinase At3g47570
Exons: 3
Coding region: 98-3220 (1040 amino acids)
Biological process (GO): protein phosphorylation
Molecular function (GO): ATP binding; protein binding; protein kinase activity
Source: RefSeq, a predicted model, not a curated record
GCCGGCUCCUACUACUCCAUCACCUCCAAAUUUUCAGUCCAUAUAGCCCAGGCAGAGGCUAUUCAUUUGCCUGAAACUCAAAAUUAACAUUUGAUAGAUGGGUUUUACCUUGGUGCUUUUGUCCAUUUGCACUAAUAAUGCCUUUCUUCUUCUUCUUCUCUGGUGCAGCAGUUGCUUGAGCUUGGGAGAUUCACAAUCAGGAGGAUCAACAAAUGCAACAGAUCGACUAGCCUUGUUGGCCAUCAAGGAUCGUAUAACCUAUGAUCCCUUUCAUGUUGUGAGCUCCUGGAAUAACUCCAUCCCCUAUUGCGAGUGGCCAGGCGUUAUGUGUGGUGGUCGCCGGCAUCCAAACAGGGUUAGAGCCUUGCAUUUACUUUCCAAAGGAUUGGUGGGGUCCUUGGCUCCAGAAAUAGGAAACCUCAGUUUCCUCCGAAAGAUUUUGCUCGAAAACAAUAGCUUCCAUGGUGAUAUCCCUCGUGAAGUAAGCUUUCUGUUCAGGCUUCGUUAUUUACACUUACACAACAAUUCAUUUCAAGGAGAAAUCCCUCCCAACAUAUCACGUUGCUCCAACCUUAUAGAACUCAGGUUAGCUCACAACAAUAUUGUGGGGAAAAUUCCUGUAGAACUUGGUAGCUUGUCCAAGCUUCAAGUACUUUCAUUCCAUGACAACAAAGUGACAGGUCAGAUCCCACCUUCCUUUGUAAAUCUUUCAUCCCUUGUUGUCAUUUCGGCUGCAGGCAACGAUUUAAGUGGAAGUAUUCCAGAUGCUCUUGGCCAAAUGACAAGAUUAAUAGAUCUCGGUCUUUCUGGAAAUAAGUUGUCUGGUAUCAUCCCUCCCACUAUAUAUAAUCUUUCCUCACUUUCUGUUUUUGAUGUCGGAGAAAAUCAACUUCAAGGGAAUUUUCCGCCAAAUUUAGGCCUCACUCUUCCUAAUCUAUGGCGGCUUUCAGUUUUUGAUAACUAUUUUCACGGACCAAUUCCAACUUCGGUGUCUAAUUUGUCAAAACUCGAAAUACUUUUAACUGUCAAUAACAGUCUUAGUGGGAAAGUGGAAAUUCAUUUUGGAGGCUUAUCAAAACUCACUUUGCUCUCAUUGGCAUUGAAUCAUUUGGGAACCGGAGAGGCUGAUGACCUGAAUUUUAUCGACACAUUAACCAAUUGUAGUAGUUUAACACGAUUGGAGAUUGGUGAUAAUCUGUUUGGUGGUGUACUCCCCAACUCCAUAGCUAACUUAUCGACCCAAUUGAGUGAUCUCUCUUUGUCAAAAACUCAAAUAUCUGGGGACAUCCCAAUGGGGAUAGGGAACCUUGUAAAUUUACAAUUCUUGGCACUAUCUGGUAACUUACUAAAAGGACGUAUUCCGACUUCAAUUGGAAGACUUCAAAUGCUUCAUAUAGUACAUUUAGAGGGGAACAGAUUCACUGGGCCAAUCCCUGCUUCUAUUGGAAACUUGACACUAUUGAUUGAGCUCUACUUAGGAGAUAAUCACUUCCAAGGAAAAAUACCUUCAAGUUUUGGAAAAUGCAAAUCUUUGUUACGCUUGGACCUUUCCAGUAAUAGUUUCAAUGGUAUCAUCCCCAAAGAGCUAUUUGGUUUUUCCACGUUAAUAGUGCUAAACUUGAGUAUAAAUUCUUUCUUUGGUUCUCUACCUAUAGAAGUGGGUCAAUUGGUCAAUCUUGGGAUCCUAGAUGUUUCUCAAAACAUGUUGUCUGGAGAAAUCCCUAACACCCUUGGUGCUUGUACAAGCUUAGAGCAUCUUUUUAUGGAGGGUAACUUAUUUCAAGGAUCAAUACCAUCGUCUCUGAGUUUUCUUAGAGGUCUUCAAGAGUUAGAUCUUUCACACAACAACUUUUCUGGUUUCAUCCCAAAAUAUUUGGGUACAUUUAAGUUCUUACAAAAGUUAAAUUUAUCAUUUAACCAUUUGGAGGGUGAGGUAUCAGCAGAUGGAGUCUUUAGAAAUUUAAGUGUAAUUUCAGUAAUAGGAAACAAUAAGCUUUGUGGAGGUAUACCGGAACUUCAUUUGCCAGCAUGCAAAACUCAAAAAUCAAAAGAAGAUGGUAGGCCUCAUGUUUUCAAGAUAAUAGUCAUCCUAUGUGGUUGUGGGGGCUCUCUAUGUUUGAUUUUUGGGACACUUUUUUUCAUUAUCUACCUGAGAAGAAAGGAAAAGAAAGAAUCCACUUUAUUUUUGAUAGAGAGUCGUCAUCUUAAGAUCUCUUAUGCCCAACUCCUUAAAGCUACUGAUGGAUUUUCUUCUGAAAAUUUGAUUGGCGUGGGGGGUUUCGGUUCUGUGUACAAAGGAGUUCUCAAUAACGGCGAUACUACUGUUGCAGUAAAGGUCCUCAACAUUAACCAAAGAGGUGCUUCCAAAAGUUUCAUGGUUGAAUGUGAAUCCCUUAGAAACAUUCGGCAUCGUAAUCUUGUAAGAAUCUUAACAUCUUGCUCAGGUAUAGAUUUUGAAGGAAAUGAUUUUAAAGCUUUAGUAUAUGAGUUCAUGCCUGGUGGGAAUUUGGAGAGGUGGUUACAUCCACAUGCAAAUGUCAUACAAGAUGAACAAAUACAUUUAAAUCUUGUUCAAAGAUUGAAUAUUGCCAUUGAUAUUGCCACAGCAUUGGAUUAUCUUCACCACCAUUGUCAUACGCCGAUUAUUCACUGUGAUCUAAAGCCAAGCAAUAUUCUUCUCGAUGGUGAUUUGACUGCACAUUUGGGUGAUUUUGGGAUAUCAAGAAUUCUUUCAAAAGUCACAAGUAGAUCUCAAUAUCACACGAGCUCGAUCGGAAUAAAGGGAUCUAUUGGUUACAUUGCACCAGAGUAUGGUGCAGGUGCUGAUGUUUCAAUGCAAGGUGAUGUAUAUAGUUACGGGAUUCUCUUGUUAGAAAUGUUCACAGGGAAGCGACCAACUCAUGAAAUGUUCAAGGAGAACUUUAAUCUUCAUUGCUGGACUGAGAUGGCUAUGCGUGAUGGAGUGAUGGCUGUUGUCGACCCAUCACUUGUCCCUAUGGAAGAAUAUGAAGAAGAGGCAGCAUCAAUUGUAACCAACAUCACUGAAAUUCAAAGAUGCAUGAAGGAUAGAGUGCUAGAGUGCCUUAAUUCAGUUAUUAGAAUUGGAGUUGCCUGCUCAGCCGAAUCACCACAGGAUCGAAUGGACAUAAAUGAUGUGGUCAAAGAACUACAUCUGAUUAGGGACAUUUAUCUUGGAGUUAGCAUUCACCGAGGAAGAUGAACUAUAGUAAGGGCUAUGAACAUUGGCUAGGAUUUCUCCCAUGGACGUUGAGAAGUUAGACAACAAAAUUACAAAGACAGAUUGAAGGCAGCUACUACAUUGGCUACAACAAGAAGAAUUUCAAUAACGACCAUGGGAUCUUUUUCCUCUCUUGCUGGAUAUCAAGGAGUAAUCUAGAAUAUUACAUGAGGAUGUUUUUAAGUAUGUGCCCUUAGGAGAUAAUUGAGAAGCUCGGGAGUAUUUGUUGUAGAUAGUCUAUCUAAGUGUUCAUUUGUAUUUAAUGUCCCAUGAGGCAACUAUGGUGGUAGAAGUUUAAUCUAUAAUGCAUGUAUCCUAGUGUUUUAUAAUAGUAGUAGUAGUA